UUUUUUUUCACACUACAAAUAAAAUCGUCGCCUACCAAAUUACUCUAAUUUUUUUUGUUGGUACGAAUUCCAAAGCACUCUCACUCACUUGUCUCUUUCAGUUUCUCUUCUUCUUCUGUUACCCCACUUCACUCAACCACUCCUAUUCAUUGCUGUUACUAGUAGACUGAUCUUUGGGGGUUAAUUUCAAGCAAUUUUGCUACUUUAAGACUGUAAAAAUUCAUUCUUUUGCUGUAAAAAUUGAAGAUUUCAGUGCCCAAUUCUCUAAAUUGUUUACAAAUUAUUUGAUUUGGGCAUUUGGGUUGUGUUUUGCUGUUUUAUUGUGUAGGUUUGAUGCUUGGAAUGCAUUCAUCUUCAGAGGAAAUGGGUCCCACUGAGGGUGCUGUUCUGGCUUUGCUGGAUUUCCUGGUUGAUCCAUUGCUUCCUGCAAGAACAACUUCAAGAGAGACUAUAACUCUCUCUCAGGAAGUUUUGGUUGCUAAACAGGUGCAUGCAGUAGUAGUGCUGUACAAUUACCACCACAGAAUACAACAUCCAGAUCUCAAAUUUUUGGAUUUUCAGUCUUUCUGCAAGCUGGCUGUGGUUCUGAAACCAAGUCUGCAAUUAUACUUUAAGCUCAUGCAAAGGACAGAUGCUGAGCUGGAACAUAUAGAUGAACAUCUUUCAUUGACAGAGAAAGCGAUCAUGAAUGCUUGUGACAUUUCCAAAAGUUUAGAUGCAUCUAGCAACUACCCGAUCAUUGAAGGUUGGCCUGUUGCCAAAGUUGCUGUUUUCUUAAUUGAUUACAGAAAAGAAAACUGCUAUUUGUUCCAUGGUUCCAUCACACAGGGAGUAUGGUCAACAAUCGAAAAAGAGGUUAAUGGUCCUAGUCAAGGAUCAGAAGCUGUAAAUAAAAAGAAACGAGUCAUUAAAAAGGCUUCGAAAGAGAAUCAAACUGCUGAUGUUAUUGGUCUUCAGCAGCUUGCCUACUUAGCUGUCAAAGAAACAUGUGGUAUUAAUCAGUGUGAUCUUAAAAUCUUGGAGACCCACUUGGUAUAUUCUACAAGCAAACCAAAGACAGCUGUUCGCUUAUUUAUAAUGCAAUGCACGCAAACCAAUCAGCACGCGAAUCUGGUUCCAAUAAAUGAUGUCAUGGACAGCUUGCAAGGUCCAUUGGUUAGAAAAGAUUCCAUCAGUUGGAUAUUUACACCUGUUGUCGAAUAUUUUCACUUGUUGCCAUUUGCCGAUAAAGUGUCAGAUUGCCUCACAAGUAGGGUAAUGUCCCAAAAUUCAUCAGAACAUGUUGAAGUGGCUAAGGAUGAUGGAACUUGCAACAUAAGUCCGGAACAACUAUCCAAUCCUUCACGUAUGCCCCAAAAUUCUUCACAACAUGUCGAAGCGGCAAAGGAUGAUGGGAAUUGCAAAAGUUUUCACAUGAGGCCGGAACAACCAUCAAAUGCUUCACACACGCCCCAAAAAUCUUCACCACAUGUUGAAGCAGCAAAGGAUGACGGAAGUUGCAAAAGUUUACACUCAAGGCCGGAACAACUAUCAAAUCCUUCACGCAUUCCCCAAAAUUCUUCACGACAUGUUGAAGUGCCAAAGGAUGAUAUAAAUUGCAAAAGUGUUCACAUAAGGCCGGAACAACUAUCAAAUCUUUCAAACCAUAUUGCAGCAAAUGAAAUUGAAAAUCGCUCUGGCUCUCCUUCAAUGCUGGAAACACUCCUGAGCAAUUCUGCAAAAAAUGGCACCAUCCUUCAGGUAAAUAAGGAACCAUUCCUGAUCACCUCUGAACAAAAUUGUACUAUCUUACAGGAGAAACCACUCUUGAGCAUUCCUGAAUUGCAAGAGGUUAGAAAUGGAAAUAGCAAUCACUUGGAAGAGGGAACUGUUCCAAAUGUCGAUAACUGUCAUACAGAGGAACCCCGACACCCUGAAGUAGCAGAAGUGGUAAAAAACAAUAGUUCUCGCCGAAAAUGGGUACCUGCUGAACCUGUUGUGUAUAGGAAAAGAAAUAAAUCGCAAAAGAACAACAACUCCGAUAAGAUAUCAGGUAGCAAGAUUAUCGAUGCUUCUACAGAUUUUCCUAGGCUGGCACAAGAGCAGAGCGCAGCUACUCCUAUAUCCCAUAAGAAGGACAUUUUAGCUCAAGAGACUGAUCAAACUGCAUUGGCUGCAGGUGCUAUUGUUGUGGCAGAUUUUCCUGUUACAUCUUCCCAUGAAUGUGAUGUUGAAAAGGAUUUAUCUGAUAACAGGGUUGCUGAUACUGUAAUGUCAGAUCCAGAUGAAAAAGACGACCAUGCCCUUGUUCCCUUAGAUACUGACUUUAAGCAUCUCCGCAAAUUACAGCUCACUAUUGCUUCAAAGGAGAAAUUGCUAUCACAUACUGCACUAAAUGUCCUUUUAAGGAAGAGAGAGCAAUUGUCCCUGCAGAUUCGCAAUAAUGAAGAUGAGAUGGCUUUGUGUGAGAGAAGCAUCCAAGCUAUUUUAAAUGCAGGUAGUGAAGAUGAUUUAGCUGUGAAAUUAGACUCCAUUUUGGAGGGUUGUAACGAGAUAUGUAUGAAAUCUUCUGGGGCAGCUGGGGACAAAAAAGCUCUGCAUCUUGAAGACCAAGACUUGCCUCCAGUAGCAAGAAGGAAACGACUUUCUGAGGCCGACGUCUUUGCACUAAAUCCCAGUCAAGAGUUGGAUCGUAUAUGUAAUACAAACUAUUGGAUGUUACCUACUUACAGCUUAUCAGGAUCCGAAGGUGGCUUCCUGUCUACUGUUACCGUGAAGGGGGUUGAUUUUGAGUGUUCAUCUGAAGGAACAAUGCAUACAAAUCCUCAUGAAGCGAGGAACUCAGCUGCAUCAAACAUUUUGGCUAAAUUGCGGAGUAUGGUAGCUGAGUCAUAGAUCAUCAAGGCAAAAUUUACCUGGAAGUAAGCAUGUUGGUAGAAAUGAGCAACUCAGUGCUUCUUUUUAUUACAUCUAUUUGAAAUUUAUCAGCUGAAAUACCAGUUUAGAAGUGCAGAGGAGACCACAUUGUAAAGUUUAUGUAUAUCUUUAGACCUUUAAAUCCUUAGAUUAUAACAGUGAAUUUUGCUAGAUCUUAGAGUUUCAUAUGUUGAUGCAGAAAUCCCGGCUGAGAAGUCUGGAAAACUGUCCGAAAAUGGUAGAAUGAAUAAUCUUUUGUAGUGGGUGAUGAAUUUAGGCUCACUAUUGCAUGUUAGUUCAGUAACUUGACAUAUAUUGCUGCAUCAGCUAAUAAAUUGAUCUUUGAUUUCAUAUUU
Molecule: messenger RNA, 3251 nt
Organism: Chenopodium quinoa (quinoa)
Lineage: Eukaryota; Viridiplantae; Streptophyta; Magnoliopsida; Caryophyllales; Amaranthaceae
Exons: 11
Coding region: 334-2874 (846 amino acids)
Source: RefSeq, a predicted model, not a curated record